Molecule: messenger RNA, 1623 nt
Organism: Triticum turgidum subsp. durum (durum wheat)
Lineage: Eukaryota; Viridiplantae; Streptophyta; Magnoliopsida; Poales; Poaceae
Source: the annotation of a GenBank genome assembly
AUGGCGCUCUACCUGCUCUUCGAGUCCGCCUCCGGGUACGCGCUCUUCCACGCGCACGGCAUCGACGAGAUUGGGCAGAGCGUCGACGCCGUCCGCUCCACCGUGCUGGACCUCAAGCGGUUCAGCAAGGCCGUCAAGCUCGCCGGGUUCACCCCCUUCCUCUCCGCCGUCGACGCCCUCAACCAGUGCAACGCCAUCUCCGAAGGGAUCAUGACUGACGAGCUUAGGAACUUCCUGGAGCUCAACCUGCCCAAGGUGAAGGAGGGGAAGAAGGCCAAGUUCACCGUCGGCGUCAUGGAGCCCAAGGUCGGGUCCCACAUCACCGAGGCCACCGGAAUCCCUUGCCAGUCCAACGACUAUGUCCAGGAACUGCUUCGUGCAGUGCGGCUGCAUUUCGAUCAAUUCAUUGAGCAACUCAAGCCAUCUGACCUGGAGAAGGCCCAGCUAGGUCUGGGACAUAGCUAUAGCAGGGCCAAGGUGAAGUUCAAUGUGAAUCGUGUGGAUAAUAUGGUGAUUCAAGCUAUCUUUCUGUUGGAUACACUUGAUAAGGAUGUCAAUUCCUUCUCUAUGAGAGUGAGGGAGUGGUAUGGAUGGCAUUUUCCUGAGCUGGUCAAGAUUGUGAAUGACAAUUACCUCUAUGCUAAGCUUGCCAAGUUUGUGGUAAACAAAUCUGACUUGUCGGAGAAGGACAUUCCAGCUUUAGCGGAUCUAAUUGGAGAUGAAGACAAGGCAAAAGAAAUUGUUGAGGCAGCAAAGGCAUCUAUGGGCCAGGAUCUUUCACCUGUUGAUUUGAUCAAUGUCCAACAGUUUGCUCAGAGGGUCAUGAAUCUAUCUGAGUACCGUAAAAAUCUCUAUGAGUAUCUGGUGACAAAGAUGAAUGAUAUUGCACCAAACCUGACGUCAUUGAUUGGUGAAAUGGUUGGAGCCCGGCUAAUCUCUCAUGCUGGCAGUCUUUCAAAUCUUGCAAAAUGCCCUGCAUCUACUCUGCAGAUACUGGGUGCUGAAAAGGCGCUCUUUAGAGCUCUCAAAACACGUGGAAACACACCAAAGUAUGGCCUCAUAUUCCACUCAUCUUUUAUUGGUCGUGCAUCAACCAAGAACAAGGGAAGGAUGGCCCGAUACCUUGCAAACAAAUGUUCCAUUGCUUCACGUAUUGACUGCUAUUCAGAUAUGAGUAGCUCCAUUUUCGGCGAGAAGCUGCGUGAACAAGUUGAGGAGAGGCUAGACUUCUAUGAUAAGGGUGUUGCACCCCGCAAGAACCUUGAUGUGAUGAAAGCUGCUAUUGAUGGCUUGACAAACACAGAGGAUAAUGACGGCAAAGAGAAUGGUGACGCAUCUGUGAAGAAAAGCAAGAAGAAGAAGUCCAAAGCUGAGGCUAACGGUGACGCGAUGGACGUUGAGAAUGCCACGGCAGAAGCUGAAACUGGAACCGAGAAGAAAAAGAAAAAGAAGCACAAGCUUGAGGAGCCGAAGGACGAGGAGAUGCAAGCCAAUGGCGAUGAUGAGACCCCUAAGAAGAAGAAAAAGAAGAACCGUGAAGCCGAGUCUGUUGAUCCUAAGACAGGCACAGAGGGGAAAUCCAAGAAAAAGAAGAAGAAAUCCAAGACUGACGACGACGAGUAG